Messenger RNA from Stegostoma tigrinum, 1747 nucleotides. RefSeq lists its product as uncharacterized. The record is from RefSeq and is a predicted model, not a curated record. Bases 238 to 1626 code for a protein of 462 amino acids. NCBI's taxonomy places the organism in Eukaryota, Metazoa, Chordata, Chondrichthyes, Orectolobiformes, Stegostomatidae. Gene Ontology annotation, cellular component: centrosome; spindle pole. Gene Ontology annotation, biological process: spindle organization. The transcript is spliced from 4 exons.
CGCGCUGGGCGGGAGAACCGAGCGGGAGGUUGUCCGCCGGUUGGACGAUUCUUAACGUAUUUUUUUUAUUUUUUAAAAAACCAAAACCCGGUUCAGGGGCGAACCUCCUCCCACCGUCUUGGCGGAACUCUCCGGAACGGCUUUUUCCUCAGGGAUCGCGCCGUGCUAAAUAAUACUUGACGUGUUUAUAUUUUUAAUUUCAGCUUGCCCUCUGCCAAUGAACAUUCUUGAUCAUCCAUGAAACGCACCAAGAAGUUUGGAGAGCCAAAAGUGGAGGAAUGUGACACUUGGUUGGACACACGAGAGCUGAAGAGGAGGAAAGUGGAGUCCCAUUUCAUUUCAAAGCUGCUGUAUCCACUGUCCAGAAGGAAUUACACUGUUGAAGUUCCUCUAAAUUUCACUCAGACGAGGGCUCCUCAGCAGUGCGUCAAACAGACAACAGUCUCUUCCUUUUUCUUACCAAAGGCUAAAGGUAAACUUGCACACUCCCUACAAACAUCAGUCCUGGGUGCUGUGGGUGCUUCCCCCCCAAAUUCUGCCAUUGAAAAGGGAGCAUACACAGAUCAGCCAGAGCUGAUCACUGGCAAUGACAUCUACAGAGACAACUUUGGCAGCUCCACUCCUGUGGACCAGCAGGAGAGGUUGCCAUCAAUCUUAAGCGCUGUCCACUACAGCUCGGAGAGAUUGCCUCUUUGUGGAACUACACAUGGCAACAGUACCCUCAUUCUAAAUGAGCAAAGCCGCCAGAUAUUGGAGGAAAGACAGCAUUCCUGUCUUAAAGAUGGUGCCAACAUAAAUAUUGUUAAGUAUGAGCUCCCAUCUGCACAUGAUGCAGGAGUAACAUAUGCAUCUGUUGACACUUCGAGUGAACCUCAUACUCAGCUGGAUUUCACUCAAGACUCGCAAGGAAAUCGAGUUAUCUCACACAGGAAGGUGACCAAAUCACCAGUUGUGAAUUACGUAUCGUGCAAGGGAAUGCCUGUUGCUGAUGGGAAAUUCACUGACUUACCUCCUGCUGAGUCAGAAAUCCUUUGCACGCAGAGUUUUGAAGCAGGGUUACUUGGCAUGCUUACUUCCACACAACAAACAGUGAACAGACAAAAGAAGUUAUCAAAAAGGAAAGAGGUGGCACAUUUGCCCAAGAAAUUAAACUCUGAUUAUUUCAAAGAUAUAUUUCCAGAGAACAAGGAAAAUGCCUUUGGGUCCAUGUUGAACUUGAAUCCAAAAUCUUUAAAAAGACCACCACUGUCACCAGGAACCACCUCACUUCUGCGCUGUCAGAAUGUACCCCAAGGUACUGAGACUUUCCAACAGCCUAAAACUGCAUGCAGAGAUGAGAAUGCGCUGUCAUUCCUGUUCAGCCAAGACUCUCAGGGAAACAGAGUCAUCUCCCACCGGUGCACAGACAGCAGGUGUGGACCAAUCUUUUCCAGCAACCGGAACUCUCCGUUGGGCCCUUGCAGCAUUGACAUCAGUGGGAACACAAGCUGUAAUGUUCCUCAUCAUUCAGGCCUCUGGUGUGAAUCACCCUGCAUGGCACAGUCAAAAUACGACGACACAUUCUGUCCACAAGCAGAUUUGCUGUUUACACAAGAUUCUGAAGGCAAUGCAGUGAUCAAACAUUGAUAAGGGUGGAUGUAUUGACUGUUAUUUUGUUUCUCUGGUUGCCUCCUUUCUCCCUCAUGUCCUGUAGGCAAACUGAAGACAUUAUAAACAAAUAAAGAUUUUUCUAGUGAAAUCAAAACUA